Messenger RNA from Trichoplax adhaerens, 1239 nucleotides. RefSeq lists its product as uncharacterized. NCBI's taxonomy places the organism in Eukaryota, Metazoa, Placozoa, Uniplacotomia, Trichoplacea, Trichoplacidae. The record is from RefSeq and is a predicted model, not a curated record. Gene Ontology annotation, cellular component: postsynaptic membrane; plasma membrane. Gene Ontology annotation, biological process: synaptic transmission, glutamatergic; monoatomic ion transport; modulation of chemical synaptic transmission. The annotation marks the transcript as partial. Gene Ontology annotation, molecular function: glutamate-gated receptor activity; transmitter-gated monoatomic ion channel activity involved in regulation of postsynaptic membrane potential. The transcript has 2 exons.
CCAUUCGUAUUUACCAAGGAUUAUGAUCCAAUUACUGGCAGUCAAAGUUAUGAAGGAUUCUGUAUUGAUAUUAUGGAUGCAAUAAAGGAAAUGCUAGGUCUAGACUAUGAACUAUACCUUGUCGAAGAUCAUCAAUAUGGUGCUAGAUAUGAUAAUGGCUCCUGGUCUGGUUUAAUCGGGCAGCUUGUUGAACAGAAAGCAGAUGUUGCCCUAGCUGACUUGACAAUUAGCCUUAUCCGAGAAACUGUGGCUGAUUUUACAGUUCCUUUUUUAUACUCUCAUUCAACUGCUCUUAUUAGCAAUCCUGGCCAGCGUGAACCUGAUCUAUUCCAGUUUUUCUUCCCAUUUAAAACCGAAGUUUGGAUAGCACUAGUUAUAUCGUCGGUAUUAGUGAGCCUACUGCUUGGUUGGUAUAAUCGCUUAAGUCCAUACAGUUGGGGCAAAAAUGAAGACGUUCGUGAAGCUGGACAAGAUCAAACAUUUUAUAACAGCAUGUGGUUUACUUAUAGCUCUUUAUUACAACAAGGCUCCGAGACAACCCCUCGAGGCUUAUCGAGCCGCAUAUUAGGUGGUUCAUGGUGGUUUUUUGUAUUAAUAAUUACUCAAACUUAUACUGCUAAAUUAACUGCAUUUUUAUCGGUUACGCCAAUGAAACCUAUUAUCCACAGUUUAACUGAAUUAUCUAAUUCAAGUUAUGCUGCUGGUGCUAUCCGCGGUGGACAAACUUCUUACCAUUUUAAUUCAUCGCGUCGUCCGGUCGAUAAAAUAAUAUGGAAGAAAAUACAAGAGAGUAAUGGCCUAAUGCCGACUUUGCAAGCUGGUAUUAAACGAACUCGCAAUGGAUCGUUCGCAUUUCUAAUUGAUAAAGCUACAGCUGAUUAUUAUGUUUUACGUCGUCCAUGUAAUUUACUGACUAUUGGUAAGCCAUUUGGUCAUAGCCCACUUGGUAUCGGAUUACAGAAAGGUUCACCAUAUGUGAAAAAUUUUAGUUUGGCUAUUUUAACAUUACAAGAUCGUGGAUAUAUGGAUUAUUUGCGUAAAAAAUGGUGGACUGAUCGAAGCCAAUGUGAUAAUAACGGUGCAGUAGCAGGCAAUAAUAGCGGUAUUGGAUUACAUUUUUUAGCUGGUAUUUUUAUGACGUUAUUUCUUGGUUUAUCGUUUGGUUACGUUUUUCUCUUAUUGGAAAUAAUAUAUAAAAAUUUCUUUACGGUAAGUUAUAAUUAUUUAAUUAUUGAAUAG